CUAUUUAAGGGUUAGUUAGUAAGUCACACACUCAGUGCUACCCUGUGCAUCUGCUGCAGUGUGGAAGAGAUCCAGCCCAAGCCAUAGCUCCCUAAGGGUGCUGCUCCAUCCACAGCAAGCAUGAGCAAGAAAGAGCUGAAGGAAAAGCUGGAUGCCCUUCAAUGCCAUUUCACCUGGCGUUUGAGCAUAGCAGGCCACAUUGAAGUUAGCCAUGUCCUGCAGAAGCUGGCUGUUGAAAUCAAGUACACACCCCACCAAAACCAGGCACCGCUCUUGGGGCUGCAGGCAUACCUGUACCAGCUGGAAGGUCAGAGCAGAGCAGCUCUGCAAAGCCUUAAAGAUGCUGAAGAGUAUGAGAGGCAAGAUAAGCAGCAGGCAUCUGUUGCUGGGUCUUUGGUUAUAUAUGGGAAUUAUGCUUGGAUUCACUACCUUCAGGCCUCUUACCAGGAGGCUGAAAGCUAUCUGCAACAAGUUGAGCAGCUCUGCACUACUCCUUUAGAUGCACAGCUGAUCCCAUACAUCCAGGCCCAGAAAGGCUGGUCUCUCCUGGCUAUCAGAGCCCGGAAUGGGGAACGGGCAAGAGAGUGCUUUGAAGUGGCAUUGAUGCUUGAACCGGAGAACAGGAACUUCCAUGCUGGGCUUGGAAUGGCUCUUUAUUCCUGCUGGAAUUACUUCUGGUAUCCUGAUAUUGCAGAGGAAGCUAGAAUCCAACUAGAAAAAGCUGUUCUUGAGAACCCCAAUAACUACAGAGCCAAAAUGUGUUUAGCCAUGCUACUGGAACAAGUGAAUACAGAAAGAUCAAUUAGCUUGAUAGAAGAAAAUGUAGAGAAAAGCUCUGAUCCUGAUGUCCUCAAGGCUUCAGCUUCCUUUUGGCUGAAAAGAAAAGCUACAGAGAAGGCAAUUAAGAUAUUACAGCAAGCCCUGGAGCAGAAUCCAGGUUAUCACCUUCUCUACCAAGCCCUGGCCAAGUGCUAUAAGAAACAGUGGCUUAAUGCAAACAACAGAGACAAGAAUAACAUACUGGAAGCAGCCAUCAAGGACCUCAACCAAAUUCUGCAGGAACAUCCAGACCUCGUGUUUGUAAAGCUGCAAUUAGCAGAGUUCUAUGGAGCAAGAGACCCAGCACAGGAAGAGAAGAUCUACAGGGAGCUGCAGGAGAGAAAGGAGACCCUGAGCCUCAAAAGCCUUCAAGCUCUUAAUCUCUACUGGGGAAACUUCUUCUACAAGAAAUCAUCUCUUGAUGAAGCAAAAGCCAAGUUUAUGGAUGGUUACCGGAUUCCCGUGGCAACAGCAAUGAGGAGGAAGUGUGCCCAGAAGCUGAUCCAGCUGGCUCAGUGCUACCAGGGUGAGGCUGCUGCUGCCAUUUACCGCUUCAUGGAAGACACCGACCGCCACUUGCCUGCGGAAUUCUCUGCAGCCGAGCUGGAGUGAUGGCAGGAGCCCCAGCCUGGGCAAAGCAGGGAGCCCUUCCUGCAAAGCUAGAAGGCAUCCAGGCCUAGUGUCUGUCUCUCUCUCCAACAGCAGGCCCAUCACCUCGUGUAGAUACAAGGGUUCCAUUGGCAUCUCAGCCCAUCCCAUGUCCAUAAAUACGGGCCCACCCAUAGAUAACCAACUGCCCCAAAUUUACACACCAGGCCCCCAAGUCCUGCUUCUCUGAGAGGAAGGAAUGGAAACAAAGGUGAAGAAUUUGGCCCAUGGGGGCUGAGCACAAUCCUCUGCAGGUAGACCUGCAUCACCGCCUUGGAAUUGCUGUAGAUCAGAACUCCGUGCCACUUAGGGGAGAGUGAGAAGUGCCUUCCAUUAUCACAAAUCUCCUUUGCAGCAAAUAAGAAGGUGGUUUAAUCCAUGAAGUCAUUAACUGAUGGGGGAGGGCUUGGUGGGGUGAAGCACCUGCAUACAGGGCAGAGAGAUAGUCCCUGGCCUGUCCUAUUGCUUUAAAUACAAAAGUAGCAAGAGCUAGCUGCUGCUUAUGGAGCAUAUAGUUGUGAUUAUAUUGGCAUGAAUCCUUUGAAACGUGUGUGCGCUUGCCUCUGCCUGAACGUAAAAACAGGAGCUUUGCUUUCUUGCACUGGUAAAACUCCAUAGCACAAGUAACAAGCAUUAGCCACAGCACAGAACCACAGGUCACACAGAUCAUUAUUUACUCAACUGCACAAGUCAUGACAGUUUUCCAGAGCUCAAUAAAAACAGUCUCUUUAUAAGCUUC
This is a messenger RNA of Neopsephotus bourkii (Bourke's parrot), 2206 nucleotides long. RefSeq names its product interferon-induced protein with tetratricopeptide repeats 2-like. Gene Ontology annotation, biological process: defense response to virus. The coding region runs from base 121 to 1431 and encodes 436 amino acids. NCBI's taxonomy places the organism in Eukaryota, Metazoa, Chordata, Aves, Psittaciformes, Psittacidae. The transcript has 2 exons. Gene Ontology annotation, cellular component: cytosol. The record is from RefSeq and is a predicted model, not a curated record. Gene Ontology annotation, molecular function: protein binding.